AUGAGUCUAGACCUCCAGAAUUUUCUAUUUGACAAACAACAGGACUCAAGUGUCCCAUUUGAGCUGAGAAUCUUCGAAGAACCUGGCAGUAACCCCCCCAGGAAUGUGGCCGUUUUGAACGUUAUUCGCGAACUGAACUUUGAAACUCAGACAUCACAUCGACUUACCAUCAUAGUCCAAGAUCUUCAGGACGAGUAUGGAAAUGGUCCUCAUUCAGAAAGCGCAACAAUUACAGUCGAAGUAGAGGACAUCCAGGAUACCCCUCCACGGUUCUUCUAUUUCGAUUCCUUCGUCGACAUCGAAGAAGACUACGGCAGCAACACUACCGGCCUCGCGCGCUGGGGUGACAACCACAACCACCACAACUCUCGGGCUCUUCGAAUUAAAGUAUUAGAUAGCCUGGAAAGGCGCCUUGUGGGCCUGGCGCUUUCGGCCGUGGAUGGCCUGGCCUACGACCCAGAAUGGCAUAGCAUCGAUGAGGUGGUAGCGAAUUUCUUGGCAAGUGACGGGGACACUACACCGGAAAUUGCACGCAAUAUCAUCUACUCCAUCUCCGGAGGAAAUGGAGAAGGAUACUUCAAGAUAGACCAGCCUACAGAUGGUAGUGACACCGCAAAGCUGAGGAGGGCAAAGACAGUUGACUCCGAAGCUCCCAACACCACCUUCAUCACUCUCAAUAUCACGGCGACAGAAUUAUUCGAAAAUGACACGGAAACAGAUCAGUCCACAUCGCAGACCUGCGUGGUAUCUGUCGCUGACAUCGACGACAACGACCCGAUGUUCAACUUUGAUCAUUUCACGAGUGAGGUGGAUGAGGACAUCUCCUAUGGGGUUCCCCUUUCUUUCAAGUCACCUGGCGGAGAAGAAACAUUCAUCAAUGUGACAGAUGCGGACGCUAUUGCAGUUGAGGACGUGAAUGGUAUAGCGAAAAACACGGCCACGGUAACAGUGAAGGUAAACCCAAAGAACGACAAUUUUCCCCAGUGGAGUGAUCCGCCUUAUGAUGGGGACCCCGUCGUAAAUGAGAACGCACCAAGUGGAACUGAAAUCCUCACGCUGAAAGCCACGGAUGCCGACAGAGAGAAUGGGGACAAUCUGUGGUAUUACUUGUCUGAUCGUUCAUUCACCGGCAAGGAGUUGUUCAGCGUAGAUUUGGAAACUGGGGAAUUGUCCGUGGCAGAUGGUGCUAAUGUGGACUGGGAGACAUUUGGAACCAAUCUCAUCAUCUACGUCGUUGCUUCAGAUGAAGCUGAUGACCCAUUAGUGAGCCACCGGAACGAGACCAGCUUUGACAUCACAAUCCUGGACGUGAAUGAUAAUCCUCCACAAUUCUCUAAUAUCGAAGAAAUCUUCGGGAGCGAGAAUACUAAUGCGGGAGAGACCCUGGUGGGGUCGGUGAGGGUAAGCGAUUUGGACCAACCGGGGACGAGCAACACAGAUUUAGAGCCCGAAAUCGUGAGGAUAGAAUGCAUGUUGGACUGUGCAAUUCCUGGUGACGCCACCGGUUUGGUGGAGUUGAUGAUGGAGCAAACCAGUGACAUCAUUAUAACAUACAUCAUCAGGUUCAAUGCCGACAUGGACUUCGCUGAACGACGUGGUCAAUACGAGGUGGAAGUUACGGUUUCUGACAAGGGAGACCCGAUGUUGAGCACUACAGAGAUCAUCAUUCUACACAUAGUAGACCGGAAUGACGAGUACUUUGCAUGGUCGGUGGAGCACGGAUACAUCUUCCCAGUAGAGGAGGUAAUGAUCGCUUCCCUCCGGGGAUCACUAAAUAAGAUCCGAAAUGCGAAGAUGCUGAAUGAUUCAUUCGUGUUGCAGAGGUUCCAGGUGGGUUCAGACAUCAUCAACAGCAAUACGGGCGCUGAGUUCUACAAGAAGACCAAGGAAGACCGCAUUUGA
Messenger RNA from Darwinula stevensoni, 1902 nucleotides. NCBI's taxonomy places the organism in Eukaryota, Metazoa, Arthropoda, Ostracoda, Podocopida, Darwinulidae. The record is from the annotation of a GenBank genome assembly.